Purpureocillium takamizusanense is the source of this 2497-nucleotide messenger RNA. RefSeq lists its product as uncharacterized. Lineage: Eukaryota; Fungi; Ascomycota; Sordariomycetes; Hypocreales; Ophiocordycipitaceae. The record is from RefSeq and is a predicted model, not a curated record. The coding region runs from base 768 to 2318 and encodes 516 amino acids. The transcript has 6 exons.
AGCAAACCUACGAUGCGCCGACUGCCAGCGUGAACCGCACGUCUCCACAGAGGGGCGUCUACGACAGCUAGAUCAUGGACGAUCAUGGCUGCAUGGAACGGCAUCUCUCGUUGCGUCGGCAAUUAACAGAGCAGCAUAAGCAAGCACGUUGAAUGCUUUCCUUUCCGCCUGGAACUCGGCCGCAUUCGCUCCAAGAUACUGGACAGGAGCAAGGCAACGCGGCGGCAAAGACACCAAUGUUCCCACCCCGUCCAGUGGCAGUCAUUCAAUCGAUGCACCGGCGGCGUAAUAUCAUUGCGCUCACACACAAGUCCGGUCCAAACAGCACGCAUGCGCGCAACCACGCAACCACCAUCGCCAGAUGACCCGGCUCGCUUACCGAAUAAGUGAAUCUCAAGCCCUCUACGCCGUAUUCUUCUCUUAAAUGGGUCCGAGCCCGCCACGCGCGGACCGUAGGGCUGUAGCUUACGCCUCUCCCGAAGCCACUCGUAUACCCGAUUAGGCAAACGAGCCACCUCAGUCCUGGCAUCGUGCUUCCCGCCCGCCAAUGAUGGCCUCUCUUCCAACGUCCAGCGCCGGCAUGUGCAUCUUUCAUGGCAUCAAUUCGCGAUUUCGGAAAACGGCGUUCAGACAUUCGGGACCACCUGCGCCUCCAUCUGCGUACGCGUCUCUCGUCCACCUCAUAGAGAGAUAAAUAGAAGCCAUUGCACCAUGUGUUCAAGCCCCAGCAAAGACGCAGUGACGCGAACAACUUCCUCCUCGUCAUCAUGAAGCUUCAAAGCAUCUUCUCACUCGCUGCGUUUUGCGGCAUCGAACCUGCGAAUGCCGCGGGGGGAUUGGAGCACAAAGACAUCAUCGCGCACACCCAGCAGGGAGCCGUCCGCGGCGUCCAGGUCCACGACCGCGUCGAUGCCUUCCUCGGUGUCCCCUACGCCCAGCCGCCCGUAGGCAAGCUACGCUUCCACCCGCCGCAGCCUCUCGAGAUCGUCCGCGAGCCAAAGGCCCGCGAGCCGUUCAACGCCACUAGGCCCAGCCCCGCGUGCUACCAGUUUAGGUACAAUAGCAUCUUGGGGGACUCGCUCAAGCCCAGCACGCCCGAGUCGGAGGACUGCCUCACCCUCAACAUCUAUGUCCCCAAGAAGACUAGCAAGACAAAGGGAAAGAAGCUGCCGGUCUAUGUCUGGUCUUAUGGCGGUGGCUUCGGCGAAGGCGCCGCUAGCGUGCCAUUGUAUGAUCCUACGGACUUUGUCGCCGAGAGCCGGGACAUCAUCGUCGUCACCUGGAACUAUCGUCUCAACAUCUUCGGCUUCCCAAACUCGCCUGCCCUACGCCACCAGAAUCUCGGCAUCCGCGACCAGCGUCUGGCCCUCGAGUGGCUGCGAGACAACCUCGACUCCUUCGGCGGCGACCCGCGGCGCAUCGUCUUCGGUGGGCAGUCCGCCGGCGCCGAUUCGGGCCAUUCGAUGGUGUACUCGCACCCGCGGGACCCCAUCGUAUCCGCCUUGCUGCUCCAGAGCGGCAUGAUUGAAAUCGUCAACGCGCGGACCGCCGGUGCCGACUUUGAGUAUGUGCGCGUCGCGGGGGCGGUGGGCUGCCUGAAUAGCGACCGUGCGAAGGAGCUUGAGUGCAUGAGGAUGAUUGACGCGGACAGGCUGAAGCACGCCAUCACGAAUAGCACGCUCAACAGGUUUGGGUCGCCGUAUGGGGGGAUGCCCAUGGCGGACAACGUCACGGUGUUCACCAACGAAGAGUACGCGAAGCGUGGCAAAGCAGGCCACUUUGCUCGUCUGCCGACACUGAUGGGAAUGAUGCUCGACGAGGGGGACGGGGUCGCCAACUGGGAUCCCGUCAAGGGCAUCAACAAGACCAUCUCGAGGAUCAUGACGGAGACUCUUUUUGAGUGCAACAUGAUUGCCGAGACUGGAUAUCGAGCUAAGCAUCAUGUGCCCGUGUGGCGCUACCUGAAUAAGGGGGUCUUCCCAGAGGUUACGACUUUCCCCUGGGCAAGGGCUUACCACGCAGCGGAUAUUCCCCUUCUCAUGGGCACGUAUAACCUCAUGGCUGGUAACAAAACGGCCGACCAUGGCGGCUCGACUACUAAGGAAGCCUCACGAUUCCUGCAGCAUUUCUUCGCCGCCUUCAUCAGGGACCCGACCCAUGGCCUGAAGAAGAGUUAUGGGCUGCCAAUCUACGAGCCAAACACCAGUACAUCUGUUGAGCUCUUCAAGAACAACAAGCCGGCCUUGACUCGAAUUCUGAUCCCAGAUAACCCCGCUUGCGCGCACCCGACCCCGCUGCCGGAGAAUGAAAGUCCCUAGACAGUGUCUAGCCUAGGUUCGAGGUAUCUGGUUGUUACAACUCAGUCGGUUGGGAAAGGACUUGGUGUGGGUGCCGAGUGUGAGUUGAUUGCGAGUCGCUAGCAUGAUACAUGCUGGCUCAACCAAGCCUGCUCCCUCUAAAUUCCUAGCAAGCGUCCUAUCCAAGCAAAAUAUCAACC